Molecule: messenger RNA, 1243 nt
Organism: Oreochromis aureus
Lineage: Eukaryota; Metazoa; Chordata; Actinopteri; Cichliformes; Cichlidae
Product: CD209 antigen-like
Exons: 7
Coding region: 155-1093 (312 amino acids)
Source: RefSeq, a predicted model, not a curated record
AAUGAAAGCAGCAUUUCAUUCCUCUAGCUCUCAGUUUCCUGUUAAAUAAAGAAUUGCUUGUGCCAGUGGAUUUUUACACAGUUCACAUGCUCACAAAAUGCUGAUCGCCUCAGAUAUAUAAGGACCCAACUGAGCCAGCAAUACCAAUAAAAUCAUGGAUCAAGCCUAUAUGGGCAUGGAGGACGUAUCAGGUAGCAACAUAAAGUUGAGAAGGCUGGUAGAAACUUCAGAAGACAAUUCUAUCGAUGAUGAAGUGAGUCAAACUGUGCAAGGUGAAACGACUGGACUUGGACUCCCAGAGGCUGAAUUUGUAAAGAAGAGUUACUGCACAGCUGCUGUGAUUCUUCUGGGCCUGCUGUGUCUUUUCCUCCUGAUUGGAUUCAUAACUGUGGUUUUUCUCUUCACCCAAGGCAAAUCUCAGUGGGAAAUGGACACAGUGUUGCUACACAGGCUUUACAACAACUUGACCAGCGAGAGAAACCAGUUACUGACCAGUUACAACAACCUGACAACCGAACGAGAACAGUUACUGACCAGUUACAAAACCUUGAAAACUGAAAAGGACCAGUUACUGACCAGUUACAACAACUUGAAAACUGAAAAGAACCAAUUGCUGACCAGUUACAACAACAAAGUUAAAGAGAGAGACCAGCUCCAGACAAGAUUUGAAGACAUGACCAAAAAUAGAGACAAUCUUCAGAGAAAGCUUCAAGAUUGCAGAGAAAACUGGGUGGCCUUCAGUGAUAGUUUGUACAAAGUUUCUUCAGAGCAGAAAUCCUGGGAAGAAAGCAGACAAGACUGUCUUCAAAAAGGUGCAGACCUGAUGAUUAUCAAAAGCCGAGAAGAACAGAAUUUUGCUAACCAGUUCAAGAAGUAUUUGUGGAUUGGACUGACUGACUCUGAGACAGACGGGACAUGGACAUGGGUGGAUGGGACUCGCAUGACCACAAGCUACUGGAAUAGUGGGGAACCAAAUGGUGGCAGAAAGGAAAAUUGUGGACAGAUAAAGGCUUACGACUCGCAAAACAGCUGGAAUGAUGAAACAUGUUCCAAUCAACACUUCUGGAUAUGUGAGAAGAGAGUUUCUCAAUAACUUGACAUCCACGGCCAACAAAUAGUGCAGAACACAGAGCCUUGAGAUGAAUUACUGAAAUGAAGCUGAACAGAAAACAGUGGACACUUAGGCUACGUCCACACAUACACGGGUAUUUUUGAAAACGCAGCUUUUUCUAUGCGUUUGGGC